Messenger RNA from Nicrophorus vespilloides, 2615 nucleotides. RefSeq lists its product as uncharacterized. Lineage: Eukaryota; Metazoa; Arthropoda; Insecta; Coleoptera; Silphidae. Gene Ontology annotation, cellular component: cytoplasm. The record is from RefSeq and is a predicted model, not a curated record. The transcript has 8 exons. Gene Ontology annotation, biological process: negative regulation of protein kinase activity; neurotrophin TRK receptor signaling pathway; negative regulation of TOR signaling. The coding region runs from base 530 to 1669 and encodes 379 amino acids.
UGGCGUGCGUGCGCUUGGUGCGCGCUUCGAGCUCCAAUCCAGCCCCGUUUUUCCGUGGCCUAUUGUGAACCAGUCACGUAUGCGAUGAACAACUUGAGCUGCAAUCCAGUGUUUUAGGUGUUACUUCGUUUUUGUCAAGACGUAACGGCGCAACAGAAAGACUCCAGAACAACGACGGCCAAAAGCAAAUUUCGGUUUUCUUUUUUCGUUGCACGCUCUUUUCCUUUCCCGUUUCGCUUCCGACUGAUCCGCGCCGAUCGUAAGGUUCCGUUGUUGCUAUCUGCCAGUUGUUGUUAUUGUUGUUUGUUGUUCCUCUUCUGUUGUGCUGCGAGAGUGCGUGCGUGCGACCGACCCGGCAACAACAUUUGCACGUAGCAAGAGGAAAGGUUAACUAUCCUACACUCAUCCAUACUAAAGCCAGACACACACAGCAUACGCACACUCAGGAAGAGGCUUUCACAUUCGAGCUAAUCUCUUCGUUUUCACUACAAUUUUUCCUUCUGAUAUUCCUCCGAGUGCAGCGAAGAAGAUGCUCGCCUGCGAAUGCCUGAAUGUGAUUAUCGAAACGGAAUCCACUGACUAUGCUGAGGUCAACGCAGAUCACCUACGGUUAAGCGAAGACGAAGCUAAAGAUAUCUUUUUUAAACAGAAAAUUUUACAAAUAGGCAAGCUCACGAAGAUCAACAAGGCGCAGGCCUGCCUGAUCAUCACCAGGGACAUUGGGUCCUGGCUAAUACACGAAUGCAUCAACUGCAACACCUGUACGCAUGCUGUCCACAGGGAGAAGGGCGCCGGUUUGGUCUUGGUUUCUUCCAAGCUAUUGGCGACGAGCGUUCUGGACGUGAGGAAGAGCAAACACUUCUCGCCGGUCUUUAACAUCGUGGUGAGGACGAACGAUGAGGAUCUCUCCGCAAGAAGCGACUAUCUGUCUAACGACAUGGAAAUGGUGGUAACCAGUCUUAAGCAGCAGCUGUCUGAAUGCAUUAACAAGAAAGUGACUGCGACCGAUGAGAGUGUCCGCAAAUUUACGGACCAACAGUACGCUGCUUUGGAUGAAUACAAAGAAGUAGCACAUAGAGAACAUAGAGCUUUAAGAAGGGUGAUUUUGAAUAGUAAACUUAAUAAUCCUGUAAGUACAAAAAUGGAAACGUCUGCACCGCUCAAUGCGACUUCCAAGUCUGCGAAAGUACCUGAAGAAAAUAAUUUUAAUUCGAGGCCCGCGGUUGCCGCCGCCAAAUCCCCGCUAUCCCCGGGAAUAACACCUAGAGGCAUCAUGCAAAGCCCUGAGAAGGUGUCAAUCCAUCGGCAGAUCAGCCAGAAGAACUCGCUGGACGCCGAAGGAUUGUUCCCCUUGGAGGACAUGGAAUAUUUGGACGACUACAGCAAUUACGAUUCGAAGCUCUCCGAUAACGAAGAAGACGUCGAUGAAGGUAUACCGAUCAAAGCUGGCAAAGCUAACCAAUACCAACUGAACCAGGCGAAAUCUCUUCCAAUGAAUAUCCCAGUAUUUCUAUCUCCCGCUAAUAACCAUUUGCACGAUGAGCCCGACGAUUUGAGGCCCGAGGAAUCCAUGGAUAUAGCGGCUAGUAUAAAGGCUCUCGCGAAAAGCGUCCACGGUGAUACAGUAUUCGGUGAUCUUCCUAGACCGAGGUGCAGAACAAAUAUUUAAGAAACAAGAAAACCAAAAGAAUAUGAAACAGAAAGAAAGAGAAGAAAAUAACAAAAUACAACCAAUACACUCUAUUUUUUCCUAGCUCUUCCCCCCCCCCCAAAAAAAACAAACAAACAAUCUUCAUUUGAUUUGCAAAACAAUAAGUAUUUUUCCCCUCAAUUAUUUUGUUUACAAUUCGCUGAGCUAACUCGAUGUGUGUGCGUGUUUUUUUUUUCUACUGAUUUUAUUAUUUUCUAUUACGUUUAUAAUUACCUACUUUUCUUUCCUUCUAAUGUGUAUCUGUAAUGCAUAAGAUAUGUUUCUUUUGAUCAUGAAUUCAUAUGGUGUAUUCAUAUAUAGAAAUAGAUUAUAUUUUUAUUAUGGUUUACGCGCGAUAGCAACGAGCGAUGAUUUUCCGAAAAUUUCUUUCUUUCGUUCAAUUUGAAGUGAUUUUCGUUCUGUUAUUAUUUUUUAUUAUGAUUAUUAGUUUUUUGCCUUUAUUGAUUAGAUGAAGAAACAAUAUAUGAUGCAUUAUACUCGUUUGGGUGUGUACAAUUAUUGAUAAUUAAGAGAGCGGAGAGAAGGAGAACAGAGAAAAGAUUAAAAUAAUGUUAUAGAUGUGAUGUUAAGUUUAAUACGUGAUGGAGGAAUAACGUUCUUUUUUUAUAUUAAAAAUAAAAAGAUUCCUCUACUAUAUUUUUGCUAUUAUGAGAUGCAGGCGGUGAAUGCUUUCGGUUUACAUUUUCUUCAUUUAUACAACGACUCGAAAAUUUUUACAUUUUUUGUCUUAAAGUCAGAUACCAAUAACUCAGUCUUUAUAUUUUUUUUCUAUGGAUUACUCAAAUAUACCAAAGCUACUAUUCCUGAUUGAUAAUAUAACCAGUUAUCUUGCAGCAUUCACUACGUUAAUAACUAUUUUACAUAUUAUAUAAGAUUUCUAAUAAAGCCACACUUUGAUUAUUCA